CCCACAGUCAAUGCUGUUUGUUUGUUGUUGAAUUUACGGAAGACGUACAGUUAUUAAAUUGUAGUCAGUGCCGUACAAACAAGCUAUAUAACUGAAUCUGUAAUGAAGGUGUAAUUUUGCCGUUGGACAUGCUGUCUAGUACAUAGAUCUGUCCGUCCAGUUUCACGGAGGUCACCCAAUGAAAUUUUCCAUUAUAGUGAAUCUGGACGGCAGGUGACAUGACGUUAUUAAAUUUAAGCCUGUACUUCCAGCAACUUGUUUUCUCCUUCCAGAUUGGUGUUUUUUUCUGUUGGUUGUAAGCCUUUUAUGCAAGAGUAGGGGACGUACAGACCUGGAAAUUUUUCAAUAAUCCAGCGCCCUGAAUAUUUCAGCAGAUCGCUUUUCAUGUACUUGUCGAAGUAUGAUUUGACACUUGCUGUCCAUUUUGAUGCGAGGUCUUCCUAUGUCAUAUAGCUCGGGCUCGGGAUUUCAAUUAAAAGUGAAAGAAGGAGUAAAAAAAGCAGUUUGAUAUUGUUGGUAAAAAUGGAAUUAGACGAUAUUUGCAGAUUAUUUCAUAGAUAUAACUUUGAUAAUGAUACUGAAUUUCAGUCUGGAUUAGAAAAAAUAUUCAAAACAAGCUCUCUUGAGACGCCAGAGCGUUUUAUGCAAGCAAAGAUCCUUUAUUUUUCAAAGAAGUUUAAAAAGAAAAUAACAACCACUGACUACGAAAAUUGGCUUAAAAAUACCAACGUGGCUGCAGACAAGAAGACUAUAAAAGACAAGGAAAUUACAGAAGAUAAAGAUUUCAACACACCUAAACAAACAAAUGACCUUAACAUUAAUACUUGUGUAUCAACAGACGAGACUGACUUCAGUGUUAGUGAGACCCAAGAUGAUAGCAAGAUCAAAGUUAAAAACAUUCAGAAGUGGCGUGAAGGAAUAGAAAUCAAAACAGUAUUAUCCGACAGAGAAAACUGUGAGGGACCUAGUUUUGGUCAAGUGAUAGACAUGGUCUCUAAAGGUAUACCACUGCCAGGAUUGACUGAUCUAGAGAUCAAACCUUUAGAUAUGGAACCAACAAUGACCAAGAUGGAACGAAAGGCCAAACCUUGGGAGCAAGGAUGAAGUCAACAUUUACUUCUACAGAGAUUUUAAUGUACCAAUAAUGUUGUUUUAUAUGUUCUGUGGUACAAAAAAAAGAUUAUUCAUUGGUUUUAGCUAAUAUAAUACUGUACUUAAUCCUAUGAAUAAAAUCAGAAAAGUAAGACACA
Magallana angulata is the source of this 1250-nucleotide messenger RNA. RefSeq lists its product as uncharacterized. The transcript is spliced from 4 exons. Lineage: Eukaryota; Metazoa; Mollusca; Bivalvia; Ostreida; Ostreidae. The coding region runs from base 523 to 1104 and encodes 193 amino acids. The record is from RefSeq and is a predicted model, not a curated record.